GCGACAGCUGCACGAUGGCUCACUUGAAGAGAGUUUUGACUUACGAAGCCUUGGAAACCGUUCCUUCUUGGACGGUCCUGCUCCAUCGCCAGGAAUCUCGCCCUCAGAUCCUUUUCUUUCUCCAUGUACACGCCUUGUCCUCUCUUUUCCCUUCACUUUGCGUGAUCUUCCAAAAGGAUUCCGCAUUUACGUUUUCGUCAUGGUUUGCUGCUUCCUAUGCUUUACUUCCAUGCCGUGGCUCAUUCGCUCCGUACCCAGGUUAUUUUUUCUGGGCCAUGCCAGAUUAACAGUACUUAUAAUGCAAGUGUUCGUGGUUGUAAGUGCUUCAUGAUUUUCAAGACUGAAAGGAUAUUGGAAGGUUUGUGACAUGACAUCUGAAUCCAAGUUAGAUGUGGUCAAUGGCCAUGGGCGUGAGGAAUCUGAGUUAAGCUAUUUAAAUGGUGAGGCGGCAUCGGGUGAAAGCGUUAAUGCAGCAUAUACAGUUCUUGAUGAUACCCUUAAACAAGGAAAUGGAUCAAUUAGCAAUACAAUGACAAAUGCAGAACGUAGAACUUUCACUGACAGGUUUUCUAGAUGGAAACGAAGUCCGGACCGUGAUAUCUUCAGUCUUCUGGUCGAUGGUAAUGAAAAGCGCCUACAUGGAUCGGGAAGACAAUCUGGACCUCUUUUGUCUGGGACAGCUUACUGCAUUUCCUCUUGCAGCAUGAUAUUGCUGAAUAAGAUUGUUCUAUCAAGCUAUAAUUUCAAUGCUGGAAUAUCGCUAAUGUUUUAUCAAAACUUAAUCAGUACUGUUGUUGUUGUGGCAUUGGUACUCUGCCGAGCAGUUUCAGUGGAAAAGUUGAACUGGAAGCUGAUUAGGGUCUGGCUUCCUGUCAAUGUAAUAUUCACUGGAAUGCUUGUAUCUGGCAUGUAUAGUUUGAAGUACAUAAAUAUUGCAAUGGUGACAAUUCUGAAGAACAUGACAAAUAUUUUAACAGCAAUUGGAGAAUUAUAUAUAUUUCGGAAACAUCAGAAUCAAAAAGUGUGGACUGCAAUGUUCUUAAUGAUUAUCUCUGCUGUCAGUGGUGGUAUCACAGAUCUCUCCUUUGAUGCAGUGGGUUAUGCAUGGCAGAUUAUGAAUUGUGUUCUAACAGCAAGCUACUCGCUCACCCUGAGGCGAGUCAUGGAUGAAGCAAAAAAAUCAACAAAAUCUGGAUCGCUUAAUGAAGUUUCAAUGGUGUUGCUGAAUAAUUUACUAUCUCUACCUUUUGCUAUCUUCUUGAUCAUACUACUUGGUGAAUGGGAAUAUGUAAUAAAUGUGGAGGUGACUAAAUUGCCAAUGUUUUGGGUUGUUGCCACGGCCAGUGGAUUGCUUGGACUUGCCAUUAGCUUCACCUCAAUGUGGUUCUUAAAUCAAACUAGCCCGACCACUUACAGUCUAGUAGGUUCCUUAAACAAGAUUCCCAUCUCUAUUGCUGGUUUGGUGUUAUUCAAGGCCCCGCUUUGUCUACCAAAUUGCUUCAGUAUACUGUUUGGUCUAUUUGCUGGAGUAUUCUUUGCCAGGGCCAAAUUGUCGUGAUGAUAUAAAGAUGAGAAAUGAUAGUUGCAGUCGUGAGUGCGUAAGUGAUGUGCAAUCACUUUGAAAAAAAUGAAUAAAUACGGAAUCUAUUUGAAAAGAAAUUAAUUUUUUAAUAGUAGAUCUCACUUUUUUUCAAAGUGAUUGCACAACGCUUGCGCACUCUAUGACUAUAUAUAGCAUUAUUUUGUAAAGAUCCUCCCAAAAAAAAACAAAACAAAACAAAACAAAACAAAUAGAAAGAAAUUGAUGCGAUUUGACAUGCGCAGCUAGCUGCUCUUACACUCGAAUAUUUCAAGUAUUUGAAUGACGAAGAGAUUAAUAUCUUAUGAAUAUUUGUAUCUAUUUUGAAAAUUGUCUGUUGUAAUUUAUUUAUCACACAUAAAAGUGUCUUAUUGAACAUCACUUUCGAGUUGAUUUGGCAUGUAUUAAUUUCGGGAAAGAACUUUGUCUCCAAUUUAUAUAGUUAUUCUUUAAUGAGAUAAGUAGUUAUACAUCG
Messenger RNA from Juglans regia (Persian walnut), 2054 nucleotides. RefSeq names its product GDP-mannose transporter GONST2-like. The transcript is spliced from 10 exons. The record is from RefSeq and is a predicted model, not a curated record. NCBI's taxonomy places the organism in Eukaryota, Viridiplantae, Streptophyta, Magnoliopsida, Fagales, Juglandaceae. Gene Ontology annotation, cellular component: Golgi apparatus. Gene Ontology annotation, molecular function: GDP-mannose transmembrane transporter activity; antiporter activity. Bases 368 to 1558 code for a protein of 396 amino acids.